AGGAUGAGGAGAACACUUUUUAAUCUUUUCGCACUUGCUCUGCCCGCUCAAACAGUUGCAGGAUGUCGAUGACAGACUUGCUCAGCGCUGAGGACAUCAAGAAGGCGAUAGGAGCCUUUGCUGCUGCAGACUCCUUCGACCACAAAAAGUUCUUCCAGAUGGUGGGUCUGAAGAAAAAGAGCCCGGAUGACGUGAAGAAGGUGUUCCAUAUUCUGGACAAAGACAAAAGUGGCUUCAUCGAGGAGGAUGAGCUGGGGUCCAUUCUGAAGGGCUUCUCCUCAGAUGCCAGAGACUUGUCUGCUAAAGAAACGAAGACACUGCUGGCCGCCGGAGACAAGGAUGGGGACGGCAAGAUCGGGGUUGAAGAGUUCUCCACUCUGGUGGCUGAAAGCUAAGUGGCGCUGACUGCCUGGGUCUCCCACCUCGCCACCCCCAACGCCCCAUCUCAGCCCUUCUCGCGGCCCUCCUGAGUUUCUGUUCAGUUUGUUUAUGUUAUUUUUUACUCCCCCCAUCCUCUAUGGCCCUUGAAUGACACCGUUCUUCUGGAAAAUGCUGGAGAAACAAUAAAGGCUGUACCAAUCGGACACCGCCUGUAGGGAGGACCCAGGCCUGGUAGGGUGUUGGUUUGGCAAGUUUUUCGAAGGCAGUGGGGGUAGUCUAGAAAAGGUGUGGUAGGUGGGAGGGCUGUGUCCCGAUGUUCCCUCCCUGUUUGAUGCUGAUGCUCACACGGGCCACCUCGUUCAGUCCUUGCACCUAUCCCACAAGGGAGGUGAUGGAACUCCCAUCUUAAAGAUACAGAAACUUCAUGUAAAGAGAGGAAGAGAAGCAUUUGAGCCCAUAUAUGAUUACUUUAUGUACCCGGAUAGUCACCUUCAGGAACCGCUAGAUCAAAGGACUCAAAUGACACUCUAUCAAUUGCUUUUGACUUUGCUGCGAUAAAAACCUAAUGAGGGCAACUUAAGGAAAGAACCAUUGGUUUUGGCUCACUCCGGGGGUGCAGUCCAUCACAGCGGGGAUGUCAAGGAGGCAGGAAUAUAUAGCAGGCCACACUGAAUCACAUCACAUCCACGAGCCGGGAAGCAGAAAGAGAUGAAUGUUGGUGUCCAGCUGGCUUUCUCCUUUUUAUCCAGCCUGGAAGUUCAGCCCACUGGGUGAUGCUGCCCACAUUUAAGGUGGGUCUUCCUACUUCAGGCUAAUCUACACACUUCCUCAUGGGCAUGCCAAU
Molecule: messenger RNA, 1225 nt
Organism: Peromyscus eremicus (cactus mouse)
Lineage: Eukaryota; Metazoa; Chordata; Mammalia; Rodentia; Cricetidae
Gene: Pvalb
Product: parvalbumin
Exons: 4
Coding region: 63-395 (110 amino acids)
Cellular component (GO): cytoplasm; nucleus
Molecular function (GO): calcium ion binding
Source: RefSeq, a predicted model, not a curated record